AAUUGCCGAUAAAUCUUGCAAAAAAUAGUUUUCGGGCAAACAAAAAAAUACGUGCUCAUUACACCUGCAGAAAUUCGUACCGAAAUAGAAAACUUAAGUAAAAAUAAAUCACCAGGCUAUGAUAAAAUUGAUUCUAAAGUAGCAAAGUGUUUACCAAAAAAAGGCAUUAUGCUGCUGACACAUAUUUACAACGCUAUAUUAAGAUUAAACCAUUUUCCUACACAAUGGAAAUGCGCGGAAAUUGUUAUGAUUCCCAAGCCAAAUAAGCCUGAAAAUGAAGUAACGUCUUACAGACCAAUAAGUUUACUGACACUUUUCUCUAAAAUAUUUGAGAGAAUAUUUUUACGGAGAAUAUCGCCAACUUUAAAACAACAUAAUAUAAUACCUGAAUAUCAAUUUGGUUUUCACCGACACCAUGGUUAACUUCAUUGUUGAUUCUUUCGAGAGAAAAGAGUAUUGUUCAGCUGUCUUUUUGGAUAUCCAACAAGCAUUUGACAAAGUUUGGCAUCAUGGUCUUUUAUACAAAUUGAAAAAAAUUUUCCCCUCACAGAUAUAUUUAAUUCUAAAAUCGUAUCUUACUGAAAGAUCAUUUUACGUGAAAGUGAAAGAUGAAACAUCUAGCAUUGCAUACAUCAAAGCUGUGGUGCGAUUCACUAACACAUUUUAUCGAUAUUCGCUUUGUUAUCUUUCCUUAACCACAAUUUUUACGAUUUUGCUAUUCAGUAACCCAUUUCAUUACGAAAAUCGACAAGACAAAAUCAGCUGUUUGGUUAACCUGUCGAUUAUCGCGAACUAAACGACAAUAAUUUUGGUGUUGUUAAAUCAAACGUUAAAGAAGAUUUAGUGAUUUUAAUCAAAACUGUGAAAUUAGAUGAAAAAAAACUUAUUUAAAAAGCGUGAGUAUGGCGUUUGAGUAUUUGGCUUACGAUUUAUCGCGUGGAGAGGAGGAAGUGAGCCCUCAAAUAGUUGAUCGAAGUUUGCUCCGGCAUGUGGACAAUCCUUUCGAUUUGGAUGCAGGGGAGUUCCAGAAGUUAUUCCGUUUAACUCCAGACUUGACUGAGGAAGUAGUUUCGCAGCUUGACAGUCAUCUUAGAGGUUCCAGAAUAACAGCGAUUUCGACUGAAAAACAGGUUCUAGCUGCACUGCGAUUUUUUGCAACCGGGUGUUAUCAACGACCCGUAGGUGAGCAAUGGGGAAUAUCUAUGAGCCAGUCGUCCGUUAGCCGUAGCAUUCAUCGGGUAACAGCUGCAAUCAACAGCUCCAUGUUUUGCGCAAAGAUAUGUGAUCCUACCCUUAAAAUUUUAAACGUAAAUGCCAAAUUUCCGGGAGCACGGCACGAUUCAUACAUUUGGAGUUCCUCUGCGGUGCGAAUGGUUAUGCAACGGAAUUUUGAAAUUGGAAACCAUAACUUGUUUUUGAUUGGUGAUUCCGGGUACCCUUUGGAGCCUUGGCUGAUGACUCCUCUAACAAACCAACCGGAAGGUACUCCGAAAUUCUUGUACAAUGAGGCAUUGUGCAAAGCUCGUAACCCAGUUGAGAGACUUUUUGGUGUUCUUAAGGCAACGUGGCGGUGCUUGUCUCAACAAAGGACCCUCUUGUACGAUCCAGGAUUUACUGGACAAGUAGUUAACGCGUGCUCAGUUUUACAUAAUAUUCGUUUAAGAGAAGGAAUAUACCAGACCGAAAAUGAAUUCACAGAGCCCAGAACAAACGACAUUUUUGUAAACCAAGAUGCACCAUCCUCAACAGCAAAGCGCAUCCAAGACCGACUGAUUGCUAAUUUUUUUACUUAAAUACUAUUUUCACUCAUAAUCAUUCCGCAUACAUAUCUAUGUGAACACUCGGGUAUAAAAAGUUAAAACAUUUUCAUAUUUAUUGUUAAAACCUUUUAUUGAACAAAAUUACAUGCAGAUUCAAUAAAAACAAUUCAGUCUUUAACUUCAGUUUACAUACAGUUUUAGGUUACAGGCACAUAAAUCUAUUUAUGUAUAUAGGUAUGCAUAAGCGUAUGUACACAUGGUUUAUAAAUUCAAAGGUCAGUCUAUUUGUAAAAACGAAAACAAUACAUUCUAAUUCAUUUAAUUAAUGUUACUUAACAUUACCACAGCUUGUUUACUUAUAAAAUUCAAAUAAAAAGUAACUUCAGGUACUAAAAUAAACAUUUAGUAUAUGUGCACAUAAAAAGGAACUGCGGAAUUGGUUUCUAAUCUACAUACGAUAUAUUGCAUUCGUUAGAUUGUUGAAUGCUUCUGCGGUAGCGCUUAAUCCAUUCCCCAAUACGGCUAU
This is a messenger RNA of Anastrepha ludens (Mexican fruit fly), 2286 nucleotides long. RefSeq names its product putative nuclease HARBI1. NCBI's taxonomy places the organism in Eukaryota, Metazoa, Arthropoda, Insecta, Diptera, Tephritidae. The record is from RefSeq and is a predicted model, not a curated record. Bases 903 to 1793 code for a protein of 296 amino acids. The transcript has 4 exons.